AUGCCAGUGAAAUGUUGUUUCUACAGGUCACCAACCACAGAAACAAUGGCAUGGUCUGAAAAUAUGGACACACUUUUAGCCAAUGAAGAGGGUCUAGAUGCUUUUCGAACAUUUCUAAAAUCUGAGUUUAGUGAAGAAAAUGUUGAAUUCUGGCUUGCCUGUGAAGACUUCAAGAAAACAGAAAAUUCAGAAAAAAUUGCUUCCAAAGCCAAGAUGAUUUAUUCUGAAUUCAUUGAAGCUGAUGCACCUAAAGAGAUUAACAUUGAUUUCAGUACCAGGGACCUCAUCUCAAAGAACAUUGCUGAACCAACUCUCAAAUGCUUUGAUGAGGCUCAGAAAUUAAUCUACAGUCUUAUGGCCAAGGAUUCUUUUCCUCGAUUUCUAAAGUCAGAGAUUUAUAAGCAAUUGGUAAAUAGCCAACAGGUUGGAAAUCAUAAAAAAUGGCUCCCUUUCUUGUGAAGAAGAAAUGAAGUGUUUACAUUAAAAACUAAAGUAAGGCAGAUGUUACAGGAACUUCCCAAUCGGUCUUCUCUUAUACAAUGGGUCAUCAAGAGAGAGUUGAUCAUUUUAUUGGCAUGUAUUUGU
Messenger RNA from Microcebus murinus (gray mouse lemur), 585 nucleotides. It is a transcript of the gene RGS21, whose product is annotated as regulator of G protein signaling 21. The record is from RefSeq and is a predicted model, not a curated record. NCBI's taxonomy places the organism in Eukaryota, Metazoa, Chordata, Mammalia, Primates, Cheirogaleidae.